Metarhizium brunneum ARSEF 3297 is the source of this 1398-nucleotide messenger RNA. Its product is annotated as 8-amino-7-oxononanoate synthase. The record is from RefSeq and is a predicted model, not a curated record. Gene Ontology annotation, molecular function: pyridoxal phosphate binding. NCBI's taxonomy places the organism in Eukaryota, Fungi, Ascomycota, Sordariomycetes, Hypocreales, Clavicipitaceae. Gene Ontology annotation, biological process: biotin biosynthetic process.
AUGUAUUACGAAAGCAUGGUCGAGACGUGGUUGAAAGACCACAAACUGAAAACCCCAGAGAUGCAGAACGAGCCAGCAUUUUACCGCAAUUUAGAGCAACGGCUGGAUACCCUACGCGCUGAGCACAAGCUCCUGACUGCCAAGCCACGUUGGGAUACGCCCAUGGUGGACUUUGCGUCCAACGAUAUUCUGUCUCUCAGCCGAACGGGGCGAAUCCGGGAAGCCUUCUUGCAAGAAAUAUCCAGACACGAGAACUGGAACCUAAGUGCCGGCGGAUCUCGGCUCCAGAACGGAAACUACAACUACAUCCUCGAGGUGGAGAGGGAAAUGGCCGAAUUCUUCGGCUCUGAAACGGCCUUUUUUGGAAAUUCCGGGUUUUUAUGCAACGCCGGCAUCACUGGCUGUGUGGCCCUACCUGGUGACUGCUACGUCUUUGACGAGCUCGUUCAUGCCAGUGCACACGAAGGGAUGAAGCUCGGUCGGGCGUCGCACAAAGUCUCCUUCCGGCACAACGACGUCAACUCUCUCCGCGAGACGCUGACCAACCUGAGAGAAACACAUGCCGAGUUCAAGCUAGGAACGCAGUCCAUCCUCAUUCUGAUUGAAUCCAUCUACAGCAUGAACGGGGACGUGUGCCCUCUAGAAGAGUUUGUCCAUGUGGCCAAGCAAGUCUUCCCACUGGGCAAUGCCCAAUUCAUCAUUGACGAGGCGCACUCCGUCGGCGUACUGGGCCCCCAUGGCAGAGGCCUAGUCUCCAUGCUGGGACUGGAGAAGGAGAUUGCGAUUCGGGUCCACGUUUGCAGCAAGGCCAUGGCAUCUACCGGCGGCGUAAUCUUGUGCAAUAAAACUGUGCGUUCGUUGAUGAUGAACCAAAUGCGUUUCGCAGUCUACAGCGGCGCACCGUCGUUUCCCAUGGUCGCAUCGGCUCGAGCUGGCUUGCAGUUGUUUCGAAGUGGCGGGACACACGAGGAGCAGGAGCGGAUUCAAAAGACAAUCUCGUACUUCUUCAAACGGCUUACGAGCAAACCGGAUUGGCAGCAGGCCGUGGCGGCGGGCUUGCUGUCUUGCCCUGUUGCUGAAGGGUGGGAGCAGCGCCAGUUCCAUGCGCAUAUUAUACCGAUUAGAACUCGGCCGCGCCACGAGCAGUACUUGUUCUUCCAUAAUAUGCUUGCCAAUAUCAUGGCUUACAACUUUGCCUAUCCUGUCGUGCCAAAGGGGGAGAGCCGUAUUCGCAUUGUGGUCCAUGCGCACAACACCGAGGACGACGUCGAUAAACUGGUCGCCUCCAUCUGUCAAUGGGCGCACGAGAUGUUGGAUCUGGAGAAAUGCGGUUCGAAUAAUACUCUUCCGAGUGCGGCGAGCAAGGUGUUUGCAUCACAAGCCGCAGUCAAGGCGUAG